UUCUCCUUCUGCCGUUGGCAUCGCACGCGUCAGACAGUGAAAAGCGUUCGGCAAGGACAGACACACAAAGGCGCCCAAGGCUCGCCCUAGGUGCUGCAAGGUGCCGUGUGGACGUGGAAUCCGCCAACCUGUUCCUUCCUGUUGCUGCGCUAGUUCCUGUUCGAUUGUGUGGUGUGGUGAGCGAAUUCCGCUUGCAUAGAGAAAGGCAUACAAUCCUGGAAGCGAUGGAGCGUCAGGGUCUAGUGCCGGAUAUUGACUGAUUCCGCCUGAAUCCAGUCGUCGAGCCGUGGAAAUCGUAAGCUCCAGUUUCCAGCUCCCGCCACUGUCCUUUCUUGGGUGUUGGGCUAAGGGAUACGAAGGAUACUAGGGCUAGGGUAUAGCUCACCUGCCCCGGUACCGGUUCCCAACCCAGCGUACUCACGGCCUGUAUUCAUCCAAUCGGAUCGAGCCACACAACACACAACAUGGUCGGCAUGAAGUGCUACUCGCAAAAGCGAAAUGAAGGUGACGCAGUAGCUGUGGCGGUACCAGCACCGCGGCAAAGGAUGACCGUCCUGUUACUCCUGUCACUGGCCCUCGUCAGCGUGCUUGGAGUAGCCGACUCGUACACCGUACCGAUGCGCGAUACCGACCUGCUACUGCCAGAAGGAUUUUUCAAACGAAUGAGGGACCUGUUCGCCGAACGAGCGUACGAGGAUGCGAUCGCCGGUCCGUCGGCGGGCGCUGGUGGACCAGAGAUGGCCGGAGACGAAGCGGGUCCACCCGUUCCGGUCGACAUGUCGCAUCUGGAUAGCCCACCGAAACCGAAGCUGGUAGAGGAUUGGCCCAAGGUAAAGCACAGCUUUGGCCAGGUGACGGCCGUCGCAGUCGACCUGCAGGGUAAUCCGGUUAUCUUCCACCGUGGUAGCCGCAUCUGGACAGCGGAGAGCUUCAACGAUAGUAAUCACUUCCAGCAGAUCGCGGAAGGACCCAUCCCGGAGAAUACGAUCGCCACACUGGCGGCAGCGGAUGGUGCGGUAGUGGAUGAGCGUGGCGCUGGCAUUUUCUACAUGCCGCACGGCUUGACGAUCGACCGAAACGGGAACAUGUGGCUCACGGAUGUGGCCCUCCAUCAGGUGUUCAAGUUUAUGCCGGGCCGGGACUAUCCGAGCAUCACGCUGGGCCACCGAUUCGAGCCCGGAUCCUCAAAGAGCCAUCUCUGCAAACCGACGGCCGUCGCGAUCGCCAGCACCGGCGAGAUCUUCGUAGCGGACGGGUACUGCAACAGCCGAUUGCUCAAGUACAAUGCGGCCGGCCGAUUGAUUCGUACCAUUCCGCAACCGCCAGAGUUCCUUUCACUCCAGACACCGCACGGCUUGGCAUUGCUCGAGCACCUCGAUAUGGUUUGUGUGGCCGACCGAGAGAACAUGCGUGUCGUGUGUCCACGGGCCGGUCUGCAAACGUCGUACGGUGAGGGUACUCAGGCGGCGACGAUCCAGGAACCAGAUUUGGGUCGCGUCUUCGAUGUGGCCGCCUACGGUGAUCUGGUGUACGCGGUGAACGGACCAACCUCACCGAUGAUUCCGGUCCGUGGGUUCACCAUCGAUCCGCGCUCCGAAACCAUCAUCGACCAUUGGGGCAAGUUCGAGAAUCCACACUCGAUCACGUUCUGCCCGAACGGUUCCGCCAUGUACGUGACCGAGAUCGGUCCGAACCGGGUUUGGAAGUUUACGCUGACGAUGUAAAGAGAACCAAGCAGCUGGUGCAUCCCUUGAGUGAUGCGUGUGACUUGGCGCAGGUCGAGCUGCCUGGACGAAUGGACCGUUCUCCGUUCCGCGUCUGCUGCCACUCGGUAGUCGUCAUCGGGCGAGGUACCGGUGAAAUGCCAACACCAUCAGGCUAAGGAAGUGCGCACGUGUUCUCGGGUCGGUGACCACAAGUUAGCCCUCGAUACAACACCACAAAACACGACCUGCAAAAAAAAAAAAAACAAACGCAAAAUCAGACGAACAAUGCGCGCAGCCCCACCGCAGACGAACCCGGAACAACUUACCACUCGCAGAGUCCGGAGAUGGAGAUACGCCCGGAACGGGAAACGGGCUUGAAUCGACAGCAGAUCUGCUGGCAGGGAACAUUAAUCAUCUCCAAAGGUCCAGCACGGCUUCCGGCUGGCGCUCAGGACGAUUUCCAACGCUUGCUAUCUCCAGCCGGCAAGAGUUGGCUUCCGUUCUCCGGUGACAGCUCGGAGCUAAGGAACAAACUAAUCAAAGACAACACCGCAGGAGCCGUAAGAGGUAAUCAAAGUGAGCCACACCGCAGAAGCAUCGACAUAAAACCAGAAAACAAGGAUAGACCGUCAAUAACACGAUAAACGGGAUCAUCUAUUGUCUGGUGCAUUCCUACCGCUAGACGCACCCAUCUAAGAAACAUAAAGAUUCCAUACAAUAGCAUCAAUCAACCCGAUAGCUAAAUUUGGAGCGACAGUUUUGUAGUACUGUACCGAUGGCACAACUCUCCAGGGGUGCUGUUACAGCAUUCGCGUCUCCAAUUUCUAGACCCAUAUGUAGCUGCAAUAAGAUAACGUGAAGUGUGCUUCUCUUCCCCUUUUCAACCACUACCAACUGCAUACAAGAGCAAGCAGAAGUAGAAGUUGUUCCAAGUGACCGAAAAUACGAAUAAAUUACGCAGCACCAGAGCGGAGCGGAGCAAUAAAACACAAAACACAUAUUUUGCAUAAUCCUCACAGCAAAAGGUAACCUAACUCACGCUCAAGCACAAUACCACGACGGCAAAUGCAAAGGGGCGAAACAAGCAACGUUGAUGAUAGCAGAAGAGAGGGCACACCCGCAUGAGGCGACACAAUUAUUUAGCAGAUGUAGAUGCAGCUAGAUGCAGCUAGAACGAUGAUGCACCCCCGAUUGCCUAAGCGGUGCACCUAAAGCCCGCACGUAAUCGAGAUUAUAACAAUAGAAAUGCUAAAAUUUAACAAACAGCAAACACAUACACACGUACUCUAGAGCACCGCGAGCGCGUGCAAACGAAGAAUCAAUAAUAUUCUCUAUUAUUCCGAUACAUAACCAGCAAAGCAAACGGCAAGUUAUAUCCUAGUUUACCCCACCCAACCAAAAGGGCCACAUAUUUUUAUACGAAGUUAGAAGGUAAAUGCGGGAUAAUGAUAAGGAAUCAUUAUCAAACACACACACUCAGACACAAACUUUUUAGAGGGGUUUCGCAAAAGGAACCGGAAGCGACGAAGAUCGAAUCGCUCGUACUCGCGCACACAACACCAUCGUUGAUGCUUCGAAGUCGAGUCCGUUACGCUACGAGUUCAUGGAACCGGAAAUAUGAUCCUCGUGUGAUCCAACAAAGAACUCGUACACACCACGCAAUAGCGACCAUGGAUUAGGAAAGGGAACAUGCAUGGCUGCAGGCUCAUUUCAGGCCUGUAUCCCCCGUAUCGAACGGUUGAAGAACGCCCAGAAUGAGAUUUUCCGUAGUAUUUCCUUCGAUCGGUUUAAAUUGAUCAUUGAAUGUAGAGAGAACUUCGUAGUAAAAUACGAUUUGGAAUUAUCCCGUAGCGUCUUUAACUUUUAAGGCAACAUGGUUAAAGAAAGUAUAGAGAAGUAACGGGGAGAGAGAGAGAGAGAGAGAGAAGAAAGUGGUGGUAAUAGUAUAUGGUUUCCAUCGUUCUGCCUCAUUCGGGGCAUUCCCGUAGUAGCAGCUGAAAGCAUUUUUUUAGUGAAAUAUCGAAAACAACUGAAAAUGAAAAAUCACUCUAAUCAUCGGACCAUCCGGCUUGGGGAUGGUAUAUAUGCAACGGUAAAAUAUAUGUCACUAACCAACUCCCCAGCCCUGUGCCACCCCACAAACAAUUAUUGCAUGUUAUGAGCAUUUUGAAAUAUACGUAUGAUACAUACAGAAAGAUGAAGAGGGAAUGAAAAUGGGAGAGGGAAUGUGAAGCAUAGAAUGCAGAAUGGGCAGAUUAUAGGAAAAUUACUAUCCAUAUUGUACCUAGCGUAUCGAGAACACAGCAGAAAAAUAUACAGACAAAUAUAUAUAUAUACAUUAUAUAUACAUGCAUGCAUAUAUACAGAUAUUAAAUUAACAGAAGGCAACAACAAUAAACCUAUUGUUAAGCAAUUUUUGAUAGCUGAAAACCGACACCAACCAACAAUUUAAGCAGUAAUAACGCCCCGCUCGUGAUCCUCAGCGUACGUAAAGUGUUUUCUUUCUUGCCUUGGCUAAUCACGUGUACCCGUUCACUCGUUCGCGGAGCGAGGAACCUACAGACGUCGUAGAGGUAUUGCCGUAUAGGAGAAUAUACUUUGCAUCAAUUUGCCACUCAAAACAGUACAGCUCAAAAUACGUUUCCCAAGCAUCAUUUAUCCUCGCAUCAAAUGGUAGAGGUAGAGAAAACGAGCGAUCGGGACAAGAAUACUGGACGCUGGAUCGUCUUGAUGUGAAGGAAAGGGAUCGGACUUACGGAGAAAUGUUCACACAAAAAAUCACAUUCACUUACAAGGUCAAAACCUGAGAGGGACACAAAAUCAGAAACCAGGAAUUUAUCAAACUUCUUUAGCCACUGGAACACACACACAUUGACACAUAACUCACCCUUUGUAGUACAGCAAACCUGUUGAAUAAAUCAUUUAUUUCCUUUUA
Anopheles darlingi is the source of this 4641-nucleotide messenger RNA. It is a transcript of the gene Pal2, whose product is annotated as peptidyl-alpha-hydroxyglycine alpha-amidating lyase 2. The coding region runs from base 465 to 1724 and encodes 419 amino acids. The record is from RefSeq and is a predicted model, not a curated record. Gene Ontology annotation, cellular component: membrane; extracellular region. Gene Ontology annotation, molecular function: catalytic activity; protein binding. Gene Ontology annotation, biological process: peptide metabolic process. NCBI's taxonomy places the organism in Eukaryota, Metazoa, Arthropoda, Insecta, Diptera, Culicidae. The transcript has 5 exons.